This is a messenger RNA of Lactuca saligna, 1002 nucleotides long. Lineage: Eukaryota; Viridiplantae; Streptophyta; Magnoliopsida; Asterales; Asteraceae. The record is from the annotation of a GenBank genome assembly.
GUAAUUUUAAAUAUAAAUUGUGCUGAAAGGUCAAAAACGCCCUCGUUCGAGACCUUCCAUUCUGCAAUUCCCAAUUUCCCAUACGCAAGUUAGCGUUCUACCAACGGAAAAGCCCUAAUUCUUUUUCUUGAUUUAGGGCAAUUUAUACGAGUUCUUCUUUGAAGGACAUGCCACAGCAUUCAUCUAAAUUACACUCACCGAAUCAGCAGCCGGACGUCACCCCCUCUACCCCCAAAUCACAGGCCACCAAAAUGGUUCGAUCUUCCGAUGAUAACGAGAAGAAGAAUUUGGUCAAGAAGCUUAAAGAUAUCGAAUUUAGCGUUCCAAUUGUUUAUGGUAACAUAGCAUUCUGGCUCGGAAAGAAAGCAAGCGAGUAUCAAUCUCACAGAUGGACAGUUUACGUGAGAGGAGCAACUAACGAGGAUUUGAGUGUAGUAGUUAAACGUGUUGUGUUCCAAUUACAUUCCAGUUUCAAUAAUCCAAUGAGAGUAGUCGAAUCUCCACCAUUUGAGCUAUCAGAAUCUGGAUGGGGUGAAUUUGAAAUUGCUAUCACUCUUCAUUUUCACAAUGAUGUUUGUGAGAAACCCCUACACUUAUAUCAUCAUUUGAAGUUAUAUCCUGAAGAUGAAUCGGGUUCCAUGUCUGUUAAAAAACCAGUGGUGGUUGAGUCAUAUGAUGAAGUUGUCUUCAGUGAGCCAUCUGAGGGGUUAUUUGCACGUGUUCAGAAUCAUCCAGCUGUCAUUGUUCCUAGACUGCCACCUGGCAUAAUCUUACCCCCUGUAUCAGUUGAAGAUGCAGAUAAAAGGAAGAAAUUUGAUCCAAAAGAUAAUCCUCUUACACAGUGGUUUACAAAUUUUUCAGAAGCAGAUGAGCUUUUAAAACUUGCAGCAGCUCGACAACAGGUGCAAGCUCAAAUUGCUAGGGUGAGGCGACAGUUAAGCUUACUCGAUGGCCAACAUCAACAACACUCCAAACCACCCAAUGACCUAUAACACCCCCCCC